Molecule: messenger RNA, 4867 nt
Organism: Bombyx mori (domestic silkworm)
Lineage: Eukaryota; Metazoa; Arthropoda; Insecta; Lepidoptera; Bombycidae
Gene: Skeletor
Product: protein Skeletor, isoforms B/C
Exons: 14
Coding region: 16-4587 (1523 amino acids)
Source: RefSeq, a predicted model, not a curated record
GCUGGUCCGGCGGAGAUGUGCAACUGUUGCAUAACGACGUGUGACAGCAAAAGCUCGGCGGAGGCGCGCGCGCCUGCAGUCGGUCGCGAGCGCACGGCCACAGCACACGCCGCUCUCUGCUGUCAGCCGACUACACCGCCUACACCCACUACACCGACUACACUGUCUACUGAGUGUCCCGGGAUGGGGUCGAGGAGCAUCGCGCUGCUGCUGGCGCUCGGUAUUGCUGGUGGCUUCGCUCAAGCACGGUACUAUGGCAAGGACCUGGGUCCGCUCUCACAGCUCCACCACGGAGUGCGGGGCAGGGUGUACGCUGUGGACUCCAAAACUCUGUUUAUUCAAGAUUUCCACUACGAUGGAGAGGGACCUGCUGCAUACUUCUACGUGGGCAAGUCCAAAAGUCCGGACGCCGCGGGGGCAACGCGGCUGCGGGACGAGCGGGGCGGGGCGGGGGCGCUGCGGCGGUACCGCGGGGAGCCCGUCACCAUCUCUCUCUCUGACGGACUCACUCUCAAGGACAUCCGCUGGUUCUCUGUCUGGUGCGACGAAUACGCGGUGAACUUCGGCGACGUGAGCAUCCCCCGCGACCUGGACUACCCUAAGCCGGCGAAGGUUGGAGCGCUGCGCGGCAUCCACGGCGUCUCCUCCGACCAGAUCAUCGUGGUGGAUGCGCAGACACUGCUCAUCACUAAUUUCUCUUACGACGGAGAAGCUCCAGACGCGAAGUUCUGGGUGGGUCGCGGAGACCAGCCCUCACCGCAAGGCAUCCGCAUCCCCGACGAGAACGGCAAGGAAGAUCCGCUCAGGAAAUAUGACAAGAAGACCAUCGUCCUCACUCUCCCUGGGGAUCUGACGGUAUUCGACAUUGGUCACUUCGGCGUGUGGUGUGAGGCCUUCACAGUGGACUUCGGACACAUCACCCUGCCCAGGGCGCAGGUCAGCAACGUGCCGCCCAGCUUGAAGAUGUUGGGGGUCUCACCGCAGUCUAAGUUGAACUGCGAGGUACUAAACGAAGAGUUCGGGUUCGAGGUGCGGUGGGCCAUCGCCGGAGACAGCAUCGUGCUGCAGCUGGUCGCCAAGCUGGACGACGGAGAGUACAUGUCUUUCGGUAUCUCGGGGCAUCCCUCUCGGGUGCAGAUGGUGGGUGGAGACGUGGCCGUGGCCUGGGUAGACAAGGACAGCUUCAUGGGAUACUCUAAGGAUUACUAUCUGGAUGCGAAGAGUCAGUGCGCCGGAGUUCGAGGGACUUGUCCAGACGAGAGGAUUGUUUCGAAGACUAACUCCGUCCGCGUGCUCAACGCAGCCCUGGUGAACGGCUACUCCAUAGUGACGUACCAGCGAAGUCUCCGCGCCGCUGAUGAACUGGAUUUGCCCAUCUUCACUAAUACUAGCCAGCCGGUCAUUUGGGCCAUUGGACCUCUCAAUUCUAGACUUGAAGCGUCUUAUCACCACACCUAUCUCAAGGAGGACAAGUUCAUUGAAUUCGGACGCCCUCCGAUGUGGAAUUGUCCCAUGCCAGAGAGUGAGGAUGAGGGGGUUCCCAGUGUAGCGCCUGUCGCCCCGGGACGCCAGCACACGCACGAACACACACACAAGCACAGAGAGCCAGUCCGACCUGAGAGUACAGCUGUAAUAAAACCUAAUCCGGUGCCGACUCCGAAACCGGUAGCGAAGGUCGUCCCCUGGGAGAUCCCUCCGAUCCAGUGCUACGAGCCUUCGGACGGUGUGUUCUACGCCCAAAUGGGACCCACAGGAGGCAAGCACGGCUACUCAGCUAUCACAGGGCACGUCGGCUGGGGUAUAUCCUGGUACAUCAAUGGUUUGCUGAUCCCGGAAAUUAAUGUGGUGAGAGGCAAGCAGUACACAUUCGUUGUCGAAGGAGGCUCUAACCCUGAGAUACCGGCCAAGUACCAUCCGUUCUACAUCACUAACGAUCCUGUAGGAGGCUACUAUCACAAGUCUGAGGAGGAGAGGAAGGGAAUCCAAAUAUACGCCGGUGCUCGUCGUCUGCGAAGUGGAGAGGUCACACCAACAGGAGUUGGACGUAUUUGCAACUGGACGCCAGAUAGCCAAGGACCAGAAGCUGAUGAAUACCCAAGCUUCGGAGCCUAUCAGCGUUCUCUGACCCUGGUCUGUGAGACAGGCGAUCCGGGAGUGGUCACCUGGACUCCCGACAGGAACACUCCAGACACUGUCUACUACCAGUGCUUCACCCACCGACAUCUCGGGUGGAAGAUUAAUGUGCUAGACGAGUGUGACGUCGAAGAGGCUGAGGAGAGCCGCGUUGUUGAGUCGUUAGCGCUCCCUGAUGACCUGCAGAGUCAGGAAUCUAUACAGGUACAAAGUAGGGUCGCACCUGACGGCAAUAUCUUAGAUCAGCGAAAAAAAUUAGAAAAAAUAAUGCAUACGAAAAUGAAUUAUAACGAUUUCAGUAGUUAUAAAGAUGGCGAGCUCACGGGAGAAGUAUACAGGGAUGAUAGACACCGGUAUAAAAACGGACAAGAGUAUGAAUUGCCGAUCAGCAACAAUCAAAUCAAAGAGGUUAUACAAACAGUACAGAGCCUCGAGAGUAAAAUGAAGGAUGAGAUCAAAAAGAACGUGACGCACCCGCAGCAAGUGCACCAGUACCAGGUACACGAGAACGUCAAGGAGAUGUUCAUGCCCGAGCUACCUAUAAGAGAGGAAGAUGAAUAUUUCGUUGAGGCUGGGAAAUCCCCUCAAAACUAUUUACUUCCGCCAAACCAAAAACCGCUUACUUUACAAAGUGUCUUAAGACCAACAGGACUUAAUAGAGUAGUUGGAAACAUGAGACCACAUUUUAGAAGGCCAGCUCCUCCGGAAAUCAAAUUACGUCGACCGCCUCCUAUGCAUCACAAAGUCAAUCCUUAUCCAUUACCAAUGCCAAAUCCUCACAAUUCACAUGGAAUGAAGAAGCCAAGUCCAUCUGCACAGCCAAACCAUAAGCAGCCGAAUAAUAGGCCUAUGCCGUUAAAUCGACCUCUGCUCCCCAAUGUCCCGCCGAUGAAGACAUUUUCACCACCUCAUAUUAAUAAACCUACGUUCGGUCAGAUACACCAGCAUCUGCUCAAGAAUGACCCUAAUCCGACGCAGCAGACUCCUUUAUCUACUAUUACGGCUAACAAUAAACACGGUCCAAAUAAUAUGCACUUGCCAGUGCAGACUUUGAGUGUAGGGCAAAGUGAUAUUAUUGUUAACCAAGUGGUCAAAAGUCAAAUCACUCUACCCGGCAGUAAUGACGCGAUUGCUCAACAUAGCAUACCACAACCGUAUCAUAAAUCCGGUCAAAUAAUUUUGGGGAAGCCUAUGGAACACCCUGUUCCUUUAGACCAACAAAUGAUUCAAACCAAACCACACGUCACAAGGACACCUCCAACACCACAGCCCCAGUUCUUCCAAACUUCUAAUCCUCGCGUCAAACUAGAAAAUGAAUUGCUUUCACAAAACGUUAUGAAGUCUUCGGAUUUUAUUGGAGAAUCUGUUGACUCUUCUACUCUACCUCCGGCAAUGAAUACUGGAUUCAAACCUGAUUCUAUUGUUGUUGAAAGUGGAUUCAAACCAAUAAUUCGAGAACCGUUAAUGGCGGGCGAAGAUAGAAUAGCAGAAUAUGAUGGUAAUUCAAACAGAAGGGAAGACACAAAUGUCGAAGAAGAUUAUGAAGAAUCGCCACAGCCCAUUGCAAAUCAUAAAGUACCUAGUGAAAAAAUGACUGAAACAUUCGAGCCAAUGUUCAUUCCUUCACCUCCAGACCAUCUCCUCCCCACUAACGAUCGGACCAAAGAAGUGUUUCCGAAAAACCACGCUAAAGAAGAUAGACCUCAUCCUGUCUACGUCAAAAAAGAAAGUGAACUGAAUGCACUGUUCGGUAAGAAGAAUAUGGCAAAAGAUGUACCCACAGAUAUGGUUAUGGAAUCGAAUCGAGUGAGCCCGCACUAUUUACCACCAGAUCCAAAAUUACCAAAAGAGCACUCCCAAAAAUUAUCAAUGAACGAACAGACAUUUACUACGUAUGAUGGUAAGACAGUUUCCGCAGAUACUUUAACUAGUGUUCCAAAUCUCAAUAAAACAACAACAAAAUUCUCGGCUAAGUUGCCUGCAAAUAGUGAACUACUUUUAAAAACCCCACAAUUCGGUCCAUUCAAAGGAGAAAUCCCACCACCAGUUGCUGCAGAUAUCAUCAAAAGCUCAAGUUCAAAUUUUAAAAGUGGUUCAUCAGAUGAUGUUAAAACAACUCACUUAAAACUUGUCAAUCUACAUAAACCUGAGAAAUCCGACGUCGAAGACUUAGUAGCACAUGGGAGUGAGAAACACGAAGUUACAGAGGAUGGAGAAGAGUUUGAAGAAGAAGAAGAAUACGAAGACGAAGAGGACGAGAAGAGAAGCAAACGAGAUACAAAGGCGACUCACUUCGAGAAAGGUGAAGCUGUGGAACAAAAGCCAACGAACGGUCACAGUUUACCUAUGAACCAAAUAGACUAUGAGAGUGUUCCUUCAUCGGGGUACAAAAUGAGACUGCAAUGUAUCAGUAUACUCGUAGUAUUAAUAGCGACGCGGAUUAUACGCUUUUAGAUUGUUACUUAAUAAACUAUUUAUUCACUUAAAUUAAGCCUUGCCAUUACAUGCAUUUGAACUUCUGACUGAGGGUUUUGGCUGUGGGACGCGAUUCAAGCGACUUUAUAUUUUCUAGCACCGCGUUAUUAAGUGGCUUUCUUAUAUUAAAUGAAAAUUAAAGCAAACUCGUUACCACUAUAGCACGCACCGUGCAAUUCAAUACUCUGUUAGUUUUUAAUUUUAUUUUGUUGUAAAUAUUUUUAGAUUUAAAUAAACAUAGUUUUAUUUCAUUGGUAUA